GUGUGGCAUGUCCCCUGGACAGCUUGCUUUCCCGCUCUCGACCGGUGACAUUGCAACCCGUCGCAUUUUCCCACAACGAAACCAUGUCUGCGCCAACGGGAAGCGGGGGAUGGGCUCAGCUGCGGCAGCAGGCUCGGACACUAGAGACUCAGACGGAGACGCUCUUCCACACGUAUUCGCAAUUCUCGACGGCAACCAAUAUACCGCCGAAGCCGACCGAGCAGGAGCGGGAGACGGAGGACAAGAUCCAGGAGUUGUUGGAAAAGCGCGAGUCGGUCGUCUCACAGCUCGCGCGGCUGCUCGACUCGGAGGCCAGCCUGACCUCAUCGGCGCUCAAGCAAAACAACCUCUCGCUGCUGCGGGAGAAGCUUGCGGCGCACCGGCGCGACCUGGGCCGGCUGCGCGGGACGCUGCAGCAGGCGCGCGACCGGGCCAACCUCCUGACCAACGUGCGGUCCGACAUCGACCAGUACCGCGCCAACAACCCGGAGGCGGCCGAGGCCGAGUACAUGAUCGAUGAGCGGCGGCGCAUCGACAACAGCCACGGCAUGGCCGACAGCGUGCUGAGCCAGGCCUACGCCGUCAACGACAGCUUCAUCCUGCAGCGCGAGACGCUGUCGAGCAUCAAUCGCCGCAUCACGAUGGCGGCGAGUAAGGUGCCGGGCAUCAACACGCUCAUCGGGAGGAUAUCCGCCAAGAAGAGGAGGGACGGCAUCAUCAUGGGUUGCUUCAUCGCCCUUUGUUUCAUCGUAUUUUGGUGGCUGCUAUGAGUGGCAGGUGCGGAUGCGACGAUGACGACGACAGUGAUGGGAGACUAAUACAUUUUGCGUGGCGGAGGGGGACCGCACAGGGGGAGAAAUGCGGGACAACGGGACCUGAUCGGCAUGGGCAAUGGCGUUUUUCAGCGGGGUAUCAGCGUUCAUAUCUAUCUGUCUAUGGAGUUCGUUUGUUGUAUACUGUACAGUAUGGCAGGGCCAUAUGGACGUUUCGAAGCAGAUUGUUUUUACAAGACGGCAGCGGAU
Molecule: messenger RNA, 1022 nt
Organism: Purpureocillium takamizusanense
Lineage: Eukaryota; Fungi; Ascomycota; Sordariomycetes; Hypocreales; Ophiocordycipitaceae
Gene: GOS1
Product: protein transport protein gos1
Exons: 3
Coding region: 84-770 (228 amino acids)
Biological process (GO): vesicle fusion; endoplasmic reticulum to Golgi vesicle-mediated transport
Cellular component (GO): SNARE complex; Golgi medial cisterna; Golgi membrane
Molecular function (GO): SNAP receptor activity
Source: RefSeq, a predicted model, not a curated record